AUGAAAGCUGCUGUUGUAUCAAAUCCUGUCGAACCUACUAAAUUGACAGAAGUCAAAGAAAUUCCCAAACCUAAAAUUCAAGAUAAUGAAAUUUUAAUCAAAGCAAAGGCAUAUGCCAUCAAUCCGACAGACUGGAAACACAUUGUCUUUAAAAUGAGCAAGCCUGGUGAUGUUGCCGGUAGUGAUGCAAGUGGCAUUGUUGAGGAAGUUGGAUCUCAAGUUACAAACUUCAAAAAAGGUGACAAUGUCAGCUCUCUUGUGAUUGGUAAUGUCUCUCCUGAUAAUGGGGCAUUUGCUGAAUACUUUGUUGCCAAACCUCAAGCAACAAUCAAGUAUGAUCACGAUUUGGUAUCCUCACUGGAAUCUAAAUCUUCUACAAUUGAUUCUUUUGAAGGGGCUGCAAGUGUUACCGUUGGUUUGGUUACCGUUGGAAUUUCAUUUGCUCAUUCCUUGAACAUUGCCAAAAAUAAGGAGAAGGGUGAUUCGAUUUUGAUCUGGGGUGGUGCUACUGCUACUGGUAUUUUGGCCAUCCAAGUUGCCAAAUUGGUUUACAACUUGAAUGUUAUCGUCACCGCCUCUCCUAAGAAUCAUGAGUAUUUGAAAGACUUGGGUGCUGACCAUACUUUAGAUUAUAAUGACGCCGAUGUGGUUCUGAAAUUACAACUGCUUGGACAUAUAAAGUUUGGUUUGGACACAAUUAGUAAUAAAGAUACCUUUCAGAAACUCUAUGAUGCAACUGCAGGCACACCAGAAGUUUUCUUGGACUCAUUGUUGCUUCUCGAUGGCAAGUCGAUCAAAACUGACCCUGCAAGAAAUGUUCAUUGGGGCUACACUUUAGGGUACCUUGUUGUUCAAAAGGAAAAAGUCUUGGGAACCCAAAAGUUGGUACAAACACCAGAAUUGGUCAAUGACUUUAAUGCUUGGUGGGAAAAUGUCUUGCCUACAAUUAUCAACAAAGUCAAGCAUGCCAAUUUGAAGAUUUUAGAUGAAGGCUUGGCUUCUGCUAAUGAAGGAUUGCAAUUGUCAAGAGACAACAAAGUUUCUGGGCAGAAGAUUGUGUUUCGAGCUUAA
Messenger RNA from Candida albicans SC5314, 1071 nucleotides. RefSeq lists its product as uncharacterized. The record is from RefSeq and is a predicted model, not a curated record. The transcript has a single exon. Bases 1 to 1071 code for a protein of 356 amino acids. Gene Ontology annotation, molecular function: oxidoreductase activity, acting on NAD(P)H. NCBI's taxonomy places the organism in Eukaryota, Fungi, Ascomycota, Pichiomycetes, Serinales, Debaryomycetaceae.